AUGGAGACAAUUGUUAUUCUCGUGUGCUACAAUGGAAAAUCGGUCACCUCGAAGAAGAUGUGCAAAUACGAAGGGGGUGACUCAAAAGGCUUAAUAGUUCCACGGACCAUCAAAUUUGCUGAACUGUUGGACCGUGUGCAUCAGAUUGGUAAUACAAACAGCAGGGAAGACAAGGUUUGCUUAAAAUUCUCAGUUUUCGUGGCCUCGAAUGAGUGGAAGCACAUAAAGAUUGAGGACGAUGAUGACGUCAAUUUUUUUAUGAAGUACAAUUAUGAGGCAACACCUUCAAAACUAGCUCCCUUACUCAUGAAUAUAGAAGAUAAAGGACUGACAAAUGAUGUAGUUGAUAGUAUGCAUAUCACGACAAAUAGUAGUCGGAUGGGUCGUUCUUCAGUUACCAUUGUUGAAAACAAUGAAGUAACUUGGAAUAAUACAAAUGGCACUGCUGUGGGAGGUGAAGUAGGGACAUAUUUUAUGGAUAUGAUUGAUUUUAGCAAGGUGGAGGAAAUGCGUGGUGGUGAUAAUGGUACUGAAAGAAAUGAAGUGUCGGUGUACUCUACCCUUCCUAUUUUGGGCUGCUUGAACACAUCUGCCCAACUGCCAAUAAUGCGUUUAGGAGGAGAAUCUGAACCCAUUCGUGAACAUUAUUGGAGUCAAAUAGGUGAACAGAACCGGUACAAUGAAGCCGGUGUAAAUGAUGGAGAAGCAUAUUUGGACAGCGGGUUUUCGCGAAGUGAUUGGAAUCCGAAAAUUACAGUUGGGCAAAUUUUCUCUAGUAAGAAAGCAUUGUUGAUGGAGUUACGGUUGACGGCAUUAAGAGGCCACUUUGAAUUGAAGGUGCAAUUCUCUUGCACUAAGAGGUUGCUUGUGGUUUGUUGUCAACGUCCAUGCACAUGGCGGGUCCGAGUAUCGAGAUUUGGAGAAUACAACUUCAUGAUUGUGAGGUGUACAACUGUCCAUGAAUGUGAUUUGAGGUUCUUUAAGGAUUCUCAGACAAUAUACACACCAAGUGACAUUAUGAGAUAUGUGAAACACAACUUUGGUUUCGCCAUCCAUUAUUCGAAAGCUUGGAAAGCAAGGGAGUUAGCUCUAUUGUCCAUUAGAGGAUCAGCGGAGGAGGCAUAUUAUAUCCUUCCAGCUUAUUGCUAUGAAUUGGAGCAUAUGAAUCUCGGCACAAAAACACACAUCCAAAUUGAUGAGAACAAUCACUUUGUGUAUUUAUUUAUAAAGGUUGGCGCAUGUAUUAGAGGGUUUCGUUCUUCCAUGCGCCUAGUGAUAGCCGUGGAUGCCACUCAUUUAAAAUCCAAGUACAAGGGUGUUAUGUUUGUAGCAAAUGCAUUCGAUGGUAAUCGAAAUAUAUAUCCUCUUGCUUUUGGGAUUGGGGAUUUGGAGACGAAUGCAUCAUGGCAUUGGUUUUUCACUAAACUUCAUGAAGCCAUUGGUGAGUGUCCCAAUCUUGGGAACAUGAAACGCACUUGCACGUUGAAAAAGCGUGAUCAAAUACUUAUGCACUUUGAGCAGGCUGUGAAAUCUUAUUCCAUUCCUGAAUUUGAUUGUCAUUUUCGCAAGAUCAAGUGA
Molecule: messenger RNA, 1578 nt
Organism: Prunus armeniaca (apricot)
Lineage: Eukaryota; Viridiplantae; Streptophyta; Magnoliopsida; Rosales; Rosaceae
Source: the annotation of a GenBank genome assembly